Molecule: messenger RNA, 1668 nt
Organism: Penicillium chermesinum
Lineage: Eukaryota; Fungi; Ascomycota; Eurotiomycetes; Eurotiales; Aspergillaceae
Product: putative prenylcysteine lyase
Exons: 2
Coding region: 1-1668 (555 amino acids)
Biological process (GO): prenylated protein catabolic process; prenylcysteine catabolic process
Molecular function (GO): prenylcysteine oxidase activity
Source: RefSeq, a predicted model, not a curated record
AUGAGAGGCACUCGGAGCCAAAGUCCUUGGGGACUCUUAUACACACUUUUGACUCUACUUUCGUUUUUAUUCUUCAGCGAGGCGACUGAACAGCUUCCUUUGGGCCCACCUGCGGAUGCUACCCCCAAAAGGGUCGCGAUUAUCGGCGCUGGGGCCGGAAGGUCGUUUGCAGCAUAUGAACUUCGAAAGCUUGCGAAGUCAGCCAAAAUACCCUUGAAUAUCACGAUAUAUGAAAGAGAAUCCUAUAUAGGAGGCCGCUCGACGACAGUUGAUGCAUUUGACGACCCAGAAUACCCUACUGAACUCGGCGCUUCAAUAUUCGUCCAAGUAAAUGCCAACCUGGUGAACGCUUCGCGCGAGUUUGGACUCGGUGUUCAAAGUGCAUCAAAUGAUCGACCCGACGAAACGGAAGAAUCCCUGGGUAUUUGGGACGGAAAGGAUUUUGUCUUCACGGUCAAAAGUGGCUCUACUUGGUUGAAUCUUGGCCGGCUCAUUUGGCGGUAUGGGCUGGCUCCGCUGUGGACCCAAAACCUGAUGAAGAAGAUUGUGGGCAAGUUCCUGAAUCUUUAUGAAGAGCCCUUAUUCCCAUUCCGGUCCCUAACGGAGGCUGCUGCUGCCGUGAAUCUGCUCAAUGUGACGGCUGCUUCCGGGACGGAGUUCCUAAGUGCGAAUGGAAUCUCUUCUCGCUUUGCCCGUGAGAUUAUUCAGGCCAGUACACGUGUGAACUAUGGUCAGAAUCUGCCGUUGAUCCAUGGACUGGAGUCCAUGGUCUGCAUGGCUACCGAUGGUGCAGUUUCUAUUGAUGGCGGUAAUUGGCAGAUCUUUGAAGGAGCUGUAAAAGCUUCCAAAGCUAAUGUUCACUUGAACACGGCGGUUACAGAUAUUGUGCGUGGUGACGAUGGUUCAGUUCAUAUAACUUCCAAGUCAACCUUAGGCGUCGACGGAUCAGAAUCGAGUGAAACUGGGUUCGACGAAGUCAUUCUCGCUGGGCCUUUGCAAUACUCGGGAAUUUCUAUCUCGCCACCUCUUGAGCAUGUCCCCGACGAAGUUCCAUAUGUUAAGUUGCACGUCACCUUGCUCGCAUCGCCGCAUCGAAUCUCGCCUGCGUUCUUCAAUCGUCAUAGCUCGAAGGAGAUCCCAGAAAGCAUCCUCACUACGCUGCCUGAAGAUCUUGAUCUAGGCUCAAAUCCUCAUGGGGUUGGGCCAGCUGGGUUCUGGAGCAUUAGUACGCUGCGAACGGUGAUGCGGACCGUCGUCAAGAAGGGCCAGGAGCAGCAGGAGCAGCAUUACGUAUACAAAAUAUUCUCCCCAGAGCGACCGACAGCGGAGUUUGUUGCAGACAUUCUGGGACUUGACUGGUCGCACGACAAAGGCCCUGUUUCCACGCCUAAGGUUAAUACAUCUAUUGGAGACCUGCCCCAGAGUGAUAUCAGCUGGUUCCACGAAAAAUUCUGGCACCCCUACCCUCUGCUAUACCCCCGUGUGACCUUCGAGGAGAUUCGUUUGGCGCCUGGUGUCUGGUACACCAGCGGAAUCGAGAGCUUUAUCUCAACGAUGGAGACGAGUGCAUUAAUGGGCCGUAAUGUUGCAGCCCUCGUAGUCCAGUCAUGGCAGAAUCGGAAAGAUGAGAAGGGCGAUGAUCGUUCAAGAGAGAGAUCUGAGUUAUAA